Molecule: messenger RNA, 2067 nt
Organism: Eufriesea mexicana
Lineage: Eukaryota; Metazoa; Arthropoda; Insecta; Hymenoptera; Apidae
Product: zinc finger protein 572-like
Exons: 2
Coding region: 29-1744 (571 amino acids)
Source: RefSeq, a predicted model, not a curated record
UGUUCUAGAAGCUGUGACAAUUUUACUAAUGAGGUCUACGAACGCAGAAACGUCCCUGGACCAGAGUAGAAAUGAUCGAGUGCCGUUCCAAGUUACUGUUGUUCCAGCUUCCAGCCCGAUUGCGCAUAAUUCGACACCGUGGAAAAUCGAAAUAGACGACGAUGACGACGACGACGAUGACGAGGACGAGGACAGUGAAAGAACAAUGGACGCCGAUGAAAGCGCAAUAUUUUACAGUCCUCCUUCGGGGAGAAAAGUGAUCGACGAUCCAACAGUUGACUCGGUAAAGACAGUUUUGGUGCCUGUCAGAGACCCAGUGACGAAGGAAAUUAGGAACAUGUUGGUGCCUGUUGAAGUUAGGGACGAGUCUGGAUUGAACAUAAUUAAAAGUGUGCUGAUACCAUUUCACGGAGAGGAUGGAUUAAUGUCUUACGAAAUCAAAAAGGUUGUAGUACCCAUCAAGCCGGAAUUGAGCUUCCCUCAAAAGAAAAGACCUAAGAAUAAAUUAUUAGCGAAUAAAACUAAAAGCAAGCAAGUGACUUGUAAGAAAGAGGAGGAGAAACGAAACGAAGAGAAACAGAAAGAAAGAAAGAAGGUGAUAUUAGAGAAUAAGGUGAGAAAACGAGAAGGAAAGGAACGAAAGCAACCGGAAAAGAGGAUAGAGAAGGAAACGGAAAAAAUGCCAGAAUCGGAAGGAGAAAGUGUAUUAGAAACGAAUGCUGCGAAAGAGGAAGUGGAUCAAAUAUUAGACACUCUGCGAAACAUUUGUCCUUUUUGUCAGAAACAUUUUAAAGAUGAAGAUCAAAUGCAAAAGCACGUUCUUAAGACACACAAGAAACCGUACAACUGCGACAAGUGCCAUAAAGGCUAUUUCUCUGACUUCGCCUUGGAGGAACACCAGAAAACGCACGAAGUGGUCUCGUUCUACCAGUGUUCCGUUUGUCAAAUGCAGUACAAAACCAUGACUGGCCUAAAGCAUCAUCAGAUCCGCGAGCACAGUGACAUAGACCCGAAAUUCACCUGCGACUACUGUGGGAAACGAUUCAAACUAAAGUUGGACUUGGGUCUUCAUAUCGACAGGUCUCACAUGAACGUCUCCCACAUUUGUAGAUUCUGCGGCAUGGCCGUGAAAAACAUAGUGCAUCACGAGCUGAAGCACGAGAAGAAUAAGAAAGUCAGCUCUCUGUACCGUUGCAGCAUCUGUCCCAGAAAGUUCAAAGCGUGGAACAGUUUGGAAAACCAUUUGCUGAUGAAGCACAAAGCUCCGAAGGAGGGAUCUGACAUGUUAAGGACGCUGUGUGAGAAGAAGUUCCAAUCCAGGAGUGACUUUUAUCAGCACGUGCUCAGUCAAGUAGAGGCUAAGCAACAUAAGUGCGUGGUUUGCGACAAAACUUUCGCCUCUGAGUAUAAUCUUCGAAAUCACGUGACCUUGCAUUCUCAGACUUACCUGUGCUCCCAGUGUGGUAAGAAUUUCACCACGAAGUAUUCGUUGAAGCUGCAUCUUCGCAAGCACACCGGAGAACGACCGUAUCAGUGUAAAAUAUGCUUGAAGACAUUCGCCAGAUCGGCUUCUCUUAGGGUACAUAGGCUAACUCAUACAGGAGAAAGACCGUACGUGUGCGAUUUGUGUGGUCAAAGUUUCACUCAGAGAGGUAGCAUGAUGGCGCAUCGACGCAAGCACCCCGGAAGCCAUCCGCCACCGCCACCUCUGAUGCUUAGCAGACUCGAAAAUAACGAGCACUAGUUUUGUUCUAGCGUCAAAGUCUGUGCAUGUUGUAAAGUUAAAAUGUUUAUAUGAUAAUCGAUGUAAAUUUGGGGAAUAUCGUGGUACAAACGGUACAAAGGUGGGGUUACAGAAAAGACACGGUCAUCUAGUUUCACGGGGUUGUAUUACUCUUCAUAAGUCAUUCAGAUUUCGUGUUUGUCAUUCGCAUAAUCGUGUUUGUAAAAUAUCAUCGUCACUCUUUACAUGCAUUUGCAAUAUUGUCCGCCCCGUGUUAAUUUUAUUUAUAAAGGAUUGUAUUUUUAUAACCGACUAAAGGUUGUCUCCUGUGUCGUUAACUUCGU